UUUAACUUUAGUUUUGUUAGCGUGGGUUGAAUUUAUUUUACAUUAAAACACUAUUUUUAUUAAUUGGUGCAUAAGAAUUUGUUGAUCAAAUGAUUUUUUGCACUAAGCGGUUUAGAGUGUGGUUGCCUAUGAAGUAGUAAAGCUUUAUAUCUGAAAGGAUUGUAGAAGAGGCAGUCACCAUGUCUCAGCAAUACAGUUUGCGGUGGAAUAACCACCAGCCAAACUUUAUAUCAAUGUUUACAACACUUCUCAACACAAAGACACUUGUAGAUGUGACACUUGCGGCCGAGGGACAACACUUACAAGCACAUAAAGUUGUCCUUUCUGCGUGCAGUACUUAUUUUCAGGCACUCUUUGUGGACAAUCCAUCUCGUCAUCCAAUUGUCAUCUUGAAAGAUGUAUCUUUCUCUGAUCUUCGCACAAUGGUUGACUUCAUGUAUUAUGGUGAAGUCAAUGUCACUGAAGAGCAGUUGCCACAGGUACUGGACACUGCAAAAUUACUGAAAAUCAAGGGUCUCACUGAGAUGCCUGAUUCUACAUCCCUCACACGACAAAAUACAUCAUCUGACUUCCAGUCGCCAGGGGAGUCUAUGGAAUCGCUUAGGCCUUCUGCGUCACCAUCAUCGUCUCCAUGUAACAGAAGAAGAAGACGCCGGAAAAGUUCAUCUGGUUCAACGAAUCUAGGCAAUCUGGUGCAUGAUGAGCCCAAAAAUGAAGAGUAUGGGCAAAACUCCCAUGACAUUGUCCGCGGUGAGACCAUCACACUCAGCAGUCUGCCUCAGCAAAGACGCAUGAGGGAAUAUGAGGAACGGAUGGAUGUCAUUCAGCAGCCUGGAGAAGCCCACAAUCUUAAUGUGGAACCUAUGACAAUGGAUAACAAUGCAGUGGGACUAGCACAAGGUAUGUCAGGAGGACAAUGGAGUAUGUUGGAGCACACUUACCCGCGAUACCCAAACGCCGCUUGUAUCGGUGGGGGAGGGCUGCAACCGGACCCGGGAAUGUAUAUCAACAAUGUCAUUAAUCCUCACGCGGAUCACGAAAUGAACGAUUACGGCCAAAAUUUAGGGGUGACCGGCCCGUCGCCGGGCCCCAGUUGUGCGGCGGAAGCUCAAACGACCCACGACAUAUCGGCACAGAAUCAACCGAAACGACGGCGCACUACGAACCCACAGGCCGCGGAGAACUUCCAGAGGGCGUUGGAAGCGGUGCGCAUCGGCGGCAUCGGGUUCUGUAAAGCGGCGCGGCUAUUCGGCGUGAACAACAGAACGCUGUGGUUGGAGUACAAGAAGAAGGGCUACCCCAACAACCGGCCGAGCAUCAAGAGCAGGAUCAAGCGCGAGCACUCGUCGCCGCCGAUCGAGACGAAGGAGGAGAUGCCGCCGCAGGAGCAGCAGAUGGCGCUGAUCUGCCCGCCGCACCCGGUGCCCGUCGGGUUCAUCGACCCGCGGCCGCUGGACUUCCAGGUGCAGGUGAACAACCCGACGCUGAACGUGAACUACCAGAUGCAAUAGAACGCGGCAUGCGGCGCGCCGGGCGUCGAGUCGUACUCGUUGUGACCGGGGUGGGCCGGCGGGCCGCUGCCCCCGCCCGGCCCCGCGCUGCCGCUGCUGCUCGGGCCCGCAGACCCGUGGCGAGUCGUCAACAUGCAACUGCCCCUGUAAAUACUGGACACUCGCGCGAGGCCCGCGUGCGCGCCUUCCUUCGCUCAACGGAAUUGAACGUGCAUUUCAAUAUGCGAACUUACGACCUUAAAAUAUAUCGAGAAGAUUUUUUGUGUCGAGCUUUAUUGAAGAAAUAUAACCUAAUUCGCACAAGUGUGGCGGGUUAUCUAGGAUGCCAAUUGCUACUAAUGAAAAAAGCAUAUAAAUCUUCCAGCAACACAGAUAUACAUUGAAAUAUAUGUGAUCCUGCUACAUUAGAGGAUGAACGAUACUUCUAAACUUGUAAAUACAGUUCCAGUUAACCAAACAGUUUAAGAUAUAUGGUUUGUGAUGGCUUUAGACAGUCCAACGUGUUUUAAACCUAUUCAUCGUAAUAAAUGCAGUCGACAAUGCAUACAAUUCAAUUGUGAUGAUUAGACUUAAAGUACUUGAGUAUCGUAAUAUUGCAUGCCAAAUGACUAUAUUGUAUUACCUUAAUCGACUUUAGUCCUCUAACCUCAAGGCAAAAGAACCAUUUUCAAAUGUGUGUUUUACGAAAUCAAUUAUUAGGUUAACUUUACUCUUGAGGUAAUAUAGAGGAAAUUAGUACGAAAAGUGUAUUACAAUAGAGUAAAACAAUUGGAUGCACUUGAAGCGUGACGCUGGGCGACGCUACAUCCUCUGCGGGUGAUACAUUGCCAUAAAAAUAGUAUAUUUAGAUCUCAGUAGAACAGUAAGGUUUAUAAGAUAUUUGUAAAUGCUUUAUUAUCAUAUUACGCAUUACUUAGAUUGUAAGAUAUGUGAAAUGUGAUAGCGAAUUUAUUAUAGUUAUUAUAAUAGGAUCAGAUUGAUGUUCUAUGAAUUUCUAACAACCGUGUUAUUGCAUUGUUGAGCUUUAAAUCAUAACACAAAAGGCAGCUUAAGUUCAUUUGUAUGAAAUCUACCUCCGCUUAAAUAUUCUUACGUAUAGUUUAGUUAUGAUCGAUUAUGCGUCAGUUAUUACUACCAGUGAAACACAAUUCUGUGAUAGUAUUUUGAAAUAUUAUUACAUUAAAAAUACUUGCUUAAAAUUUAUUAAGCACAAUCAAGCAAGAUCUUCAGUAUGUUUAAAUUUUUUAUAGCAUAAGUAUUUUUGUAAUAAUUGUAUUGUAUUUAUGGUUUCUUUUUUGGUGUAGCUAAGUAUGAUUAGGAGACAAUUUAUUAUACACUUUUAGAUAUUGCUCUUGCAUUAAAAAUCAUAUAUAGUAAUUAAAUUGCGUAUCGCCGGUCGUCGAUUAGAAGUAGAAGAAAAAAAUCACUUUUAAUAAUAUUUUAUAAAUUAAUAUAAUUAAUACACGCAAAAGCCAUAAACCGUCGAUAUAUUUAACUCGAUAAAAUCAUUCCACAGAUCUUAUGUGAGCGUAACCAUUAUUAUCUGUGGAUAUUGGUAUAUCUAAUUCAUUUUACGCAUAAUAGUUUAAAGUAGACACAUCACAACAAUAAAAUUUCAGUUAACUGGACAAUUACAUUAAUUUCAAAAUUCUUGUAUCGCAUUAAAGGUUAUCAAUAGGAAUACAAGCGAAUUCCGAACGUGCUAAGCGGGUCCGCACCGAAUACGUUACGUACGCGCAAAGUACACGCCACGCAUGCGCAGUGAAUUGGAUACGCAACUAGAAGCGUGGACACCAUUUUGUGCUGCCUCCUUCCGGUUCUGCUACGAACGAAAGACUAACGUUGACAAUUUUCUACGCGCCACGCCCCGCAGCCGUUUACAAACCAACAGUAUGAUGAGACCCGUAUGUCUCAACGCUUUUAAUGUAUUGAAUCGUGACCCCUUAGGAACUGAUUUCAUACUGAGUGAAAUUAAGUAUUAAGAAAUAAUCACAAUACAAAAUCACAGAUUAAAACUGAGCACAAAUUAACCUUUCAGCUGCUGGCAGUAUAAAGAGUAAAUCUUAAAUUUAGUACAGUUUUAAUGAACAAAAAUAACGCAAGUGAAGUGGGUGGUAGUUUAUUGCGUUUCAACCAGCGCGAUGAUUGGAAUAGUUUAAGCUAGUCGGUCUGUACCAACUUGCAUUGUUUUAUUUUAUUUAUUUAAGUUAAAUUUUUUUCUUUAGUUUUAAUUUUCGUCACUACCGCGAAGGUAUACUUACUAUUUCAAGGAUACAUUCUUGAAAACAUACUCUCAGGGAUUCCCUACCUACGUUACGAUUAUGCUUUAUUAUUUUUUAUUUUUUAUACACAUUGUUUUCUCAAAUACGUUAUGUAUCGAUGUUCCCAAAAAUGUACUUAAUAUUCUUGUGUCAUAUCUUUUUAAACGAAGUAAAUUGAACAUCACAUAUUUAUUCUGACUUGCCAUAUUAUUCUCAAUUCGUAGCGUAUUGCUUUUUUUUUUGUGGAGUUUAGUGGAGAUGAAAAAUAAAUCAUGACCUACCCAACCUUGUGUGGUAUCGUCGGAUAGAUAUUUUAAAGUUAGGUUCAGGUUUGAUACCUGACUUCCAUUUUAAGGGUUGAAUUUUUUUAAUAUUAUGGGUGUAAGGUCGAAAUUAGACUUAUCAGUAUUGUAUUGCAUUUUAGUAAUAACUCUUACACAAUUGCCAUCUAAAUGACUAUAAUUUUUUCAAAAUUACAAAGCCUCGUAUUCCUGGUAAUCAUUUGUUGAGCAAAAUCUGGUGUGGUGAUGUCAACUUUUAUGUAUAUUUUCACGAUAAUUAUUCUAAAACCUUCGAUAUAAAAUAUUACAUUAAUUAUUUUUAAACUGAAAAGUGAUUAGAUGCAACUUACAACAUUACUCAGUAUGUAUUGAGAAAAUAAAAUAUAUGUGGUGCGUAUAAAAAUAAUAUAUCGUUUUGCAAUAAUUAUAAAUUUACUUAAUGUCCUAAGGCCCCGAGGUGGGUCAAAGGGCGUCGAAAGUACAUGGCCACAACUUAUAAUAUAUAUUAUAUUAUAUGGCCUUAAUUGUGUAUUAGAUUACUAAGUAAAUUGUAUAACGCUAAGUGACCGAAUUAAUAAGCAAUUGAAUGUGAACCCACUUGAUUUGCUUCAAACAGGCCUACAUUUCUCUAUUUUCUACAGAAAUCGAUCUCGAUCCCUUGUGUAUGUAUAUAGGCAUGUUUUAAUAGAUACCAUGCAUUUAUAGAAUUAAGGUAGUGUUAAAUUGUGUCCUACGAGUAAUAUUAGUGUGGGAAGUUAUUAAAUAAUUGAAUCUUCACAUUAGGGAUUGAAUAAGUUGUAUUUUUGAGUUACUUUAUAAGCAUGCCAAUGACUGAGUAAUUUUCGAAUGGAAAAAUGUUACGUUUUGGGGAUAUUUUUUUAUUUUACUUUAGAAUUGAAACAGUAAUGAAGAUCUCUUGCAUUUUGACUGAUUUUUUUAAAUAUUCUUAGCGUUUUAUAUCGUACUUUUCAUUAGCAUUUUUUUUACAAAAGGUAUGAUAAGUGUGCUGAUUUAUUUUGUAUACAGUAUUGUAAGGGUAGAAAAGGAGGUUCUAAUAAUAUAUUAUACUAUGCCAAUAAGGAAGUGUAAAUAAUUAUGCAUGCUAUCAUUAUCAUAAUUAAACUAUGUACACAUAUACAUAUGGAACAAAAUCAUAAUCUAAUAAUAGUUAUAAACUAAAUUCAUUUAUUUAAAACAUUAGAAAUGGCUGGCAUAAACGUUUUCAAGAUAAUAUUGUAAUGAGUAUAUUUUCACACUUUACGUAGAAAUGUGCUCAGAUAAUCGUCAAAUGUAGCACAUCGCCAGUCAUUUCUUAUUUCUCUUUCGCUUCUCUCACAAAGAACUGUGUAAAUUGGUAGGUUGUGUAAUUUUUGUUACCAGAUUAGGGCAUUUAUGUUAAGUGGCGCUCUAGUAGUGAGUGACCUUGAGACUGUGUAUAAUUUUUCAGUAUUAUAAAAGGCGUUUGAGUAUUUUAGACAAAGUGUCAAUUAUUUGAAUACUAUAUAACAUGAAUAAAAGAAGUAGAAUAAAUAUGUCGUAUGUAAAUACAAUGUUUUAAUGAUUGGCACAUUGUACAUUUACUGCGGUCAUGUCGAUACGUAUUGGGCAAAAAUGUCAUGUCAUCUCUGUAAAUAUGUGCGUAGCACUACAUUAUACCAAAAUAGGCAAUAAAGCAUGUGGUUAUUUUAUAAAA
Messenger RNA from Colias croceus (clouded yellow), 5746 nucleotides. RefSeq lists its product as uncharacterized. The transcript is spliced from 8 exons. The record is from RefSeq and is a predicted model, not a curated record. Gene Ontology annotation, cellular component: nucleus. Bases 180 to 1511 code for a protein of 443 amino acids. Gene Ontology annotation, molecular function: DNA binding; protein binding. Lineage: Eukaryota; Metazoa; Arthropoda; Insecta; Lepidoptera; Pieridae. Gene Ontology annotation, biological process: regulation of transcription by RNA polymerase II.